Messenger RNA from Macadamia integrifolia, 3279 nucleotides. Its product is annotated as receptor protein kinase CLAVATA1-like. The transcript has 2 exons. Gene Ontology annotation, molecular function: ATP binding; receptor serine/threonine kinase binding; protein kinase activity. Gene Ontology annotation, biological process: protein phosphorylation. NCBI's taxonomy places the organism in Eukaryota, Viridiplantae, Streptophyta, Magnoliopsida, Proteales, Proteaceae. Bases 137 to 3079 code for a protein of 980 amino acids. The record is from RefSeq and is a predicted model, not a curated record.
UUCUACGAGUUCGAUUCUUUUGGAGCUUUUGCGCAGUCAGUACUUAUUCCUACAAAGCUCUACCUCAACUGUCUUCAUUUGAACACUCCUUAUCCUGAAAUCGUAGAGAAGAAACUGAGAAACAAAAGCCACAAACAUGAGAAGGGCCUUUUUCAGUUAUCUUCUCUUUACCUUACUUGUAUUUGCCAUCUCUUCUAGUACUUCUACAUCUUCUAUUGAUCUUGACAUCCUAAUGAAGGUUAAAGCAUCACUCGUCGGAGCAAAAGGUUUUGGCCUCGAUGACUGGAAACCCACCUCUGUUCCCAACUCACAUUGUUCUUUCUCAGGCGUCUCAUGUGACAAUGAUUCUCGUGUGAUUUCCCUCAACGUCUCAUUCGUUCCCCUCUUUGGCUUCAUUGCGCCGGAGAUUGGAUUGUUAAACAGGCUUGUCAAUCUGACACUCACCUCAACCAAUCUCACAGGAACACUUCCCAUUGAGAUUGCGAACUUGACUUCCCUCAAGUUCCUUAACCUCUCCGGCAAUGGCCUGAUCGAUGAAAUCCCCGAGGAAGUCGCCGGAGGAUUACCUGAAUUGGAGGUUUUCGAUGUCUAUAACAACAACUUCACAGGAAUUCUACCGCUGGAGAUCGUCAAGCUCAAGCGGCUCAAGCAUCUGAGUCUCGGUGGCAAUUAUUUUUCCGGUGAAAUCCCUGCUAUAUACUCUGAGAUGCAGAGUUUGGAAUUCUUGGGUUUGAACGCUAACAACCUCACUGGCAAGAUUCCAGCGAAUUUGAGCCGCCUAUCGAACCUUCAGUACCUUUACAUGGGGUAUUUCAAUUCCUAUGAAGGAGGAAUCCCACCUGAGUUCGGCUCCUUUCCCUCUCUGCGGAGGCUUGACCUCAGCAGCUGCCAACUCACCGGCGAAAUUCCGACGAGUUUGGGACGUUUGAAACUAUUGGACACGUUGUUCCUGCAACUGAACAAAAUUUCAGGACAGAUUCCGGCGGAACUCUCUGGACUCGUCAGUCUCAUGUCCCUCGAUUUAUCCAACAAUGAGCUCACCGGAGAGAUACCGGAGAAUUUCUCCGAGCUGAAGAAUCUAACGUUGCUUAAUCUGUUCCGCAACCAUCUCCAUGGCCCAGUUCCACCGUUCAUAGCGGAUCUCCCUAAUCUCGAGGUCUUGGAGAUAUGGGAGAACAACUUUACGUUGGAACUUCCGGUUAAUCUUGGCCUCAGUGGAAAGCUCAAGUACCUUGACGUAACAUCGAAUCAUCUCACCGGAACGAUACCUCCAGGUCUGUGUACCGGGAAGAGGUUGCAGAGGCUGAUAGUGAUGAAAAAUUUCUUCUUUGGACCGAUUCCAACUGAACUCGGUGAGUGCAAAUCGUUGAUUCGGGUCCGACUUUCGAAGAAUUUCUUAAACGGAACGAUUCCACCUGGGUUCUUGAACUUGCCUUUGGCUAACAUGUUGGAACUCAGCAACAACCACUUCAGUGGCGAACUCCCCGACGAGAUUUCCGGCGAAAAUCUUGGUCUCUUGACGCUGUCCAACAACGUGAUUACUGGUAGAAUUCCUAAAUCUAUCGGAAAGCUCGCCAAUUUGCAGAUACUCUCCCUCGACAUAAACCAGUUUUCCGGCGAGAUUCCACCGGAGAUGUUCCAGCUCAAGUCGCUUUCCAAGAUAAACAUCAGCAGUAAUAAUCUCAAAGGCUCGAUUCCGAGCACUCUCUCUCGCUGUUCUUCUCUUACAUCGAUUGAUCUCAGUCAAAACAAUCUAAUCGGAGAGAUUCCAAAUGAUAUUGCAAAGCUGGACAUCCUCAGCACUCUCAACCUAUCGAGAAACCAAAUUUCUGGCCAAAUACCGACUGGAAUUCGAUCACAGACGAGCCUAACAACGUUGGAUCUCUCUUACAACAACUUGUCAGGUACAAUUCCGGUUGGGGGACAAUUCCUUGCUUUCAACGGCAGCACUUAUAUAGGAAACCCCAAUCUCUGUAGUCCACUACAUCACACCCCCUGUCCAUCUAUCCAAACCCCAGCAGGUUCUGAACAGAGAAGGUCAUGUUCGAAGAUAAUUGUCAUCAUCGUAUCAGUAAUUGGAACUGUGUUACUUCUCACCACCGCCAUUUUAAAGGUCAAAUGUUACUGGAAAGAACACCACAAAUCAAAGGCCUGGAAACUGACUCCAUUCCAGAAACUUGGUUUUAAAGUGGAAGACGUAAUCGAAUGCUUGAAAGAAGAGAACAUCAUCGGCAAAGGAGGUGCAGGGAUCGUUUACAGAGGAUCGAUGCCGGACGGAGUGGAUGUCGCAAUCAAGCGACUUGUUGGUCGGAGUAGUGGGAGGAGCGAUCAUGGCUUCUCAGCUGAAAUUCAGACUCUGGGAAGGAUUCGACACCGAAACAUCGUGAGAUUGCUAGGGUUUGUCUCGAACAAUGACACAAAUCUAUUACUGUACAAGUAUAUGCCGAAUGGAAGCUUGGGAGAAAUGCUUCAUGGUCCGAAAGGGGCGCAUUUGCAGUGGGAGACGAGGUAUCAAAUUGCAGUGGAAGCAGCGAAGGGGUUGUGUUACCUUCACCAUGAUUGCUCUCCUCUGAUCAUCCAUAGAGAUGUGAAGUCCAAUAAUAUCUUGCUUGAUUCGGACUUGGAGGCUCAUGUUGCAGACUUCGGGCUCGCCAAGUUCUUGCAAUCCUCCGGAGCUUCGGAGUGUAUGUCCUCCAUUGCUGGCUCCUACGGCUAUAUCGCACCAGAGUAUGCGUACACACUGCGAGUGGACGAGAAAAGCGAUGUGUAUAGCUUUGGUGUAGUAUUACUAGAGCUAAUCACAGGGAGAAGGCCAGUGGGAGAGUUCGGGGAGGGCGUGGACAUAGUGAGGUGGGUGCAGAAGACAAUGUCGGAGAUAUCAAAUCCAUCGGAUGCGGCAGCCGUGCUGGCAGUGGUGGAUCCGAGGCUGAGUGGAUACCCAUUGUCUGGGGUGAUCAAUUUGUUCAAGGUGGCAAUGCUUUGUGUUGAAGAAAAUAGCCCCGAGAGGCCUACGAUGAGGGAAGUGGUUCACUUGCUCACCAACCCACCCCCGUCUCGCUCUAAUCUACUUGACCUUUGAUAAGGUUCAUGUGCGUUAGGGUACAUGGUGGAAUUAGAAACUGAUAUGAGGAAUGCCAAUAAAUCAUAAUAAUAGUUAUACAAACUCUGUUCUUUGGUAUUAAGUUUGAGGGGAACGUACAUCAAAUCGUGAUUGUCAUUUCAAAACUCAUGUUAGUUUGACUCUUCCACAUUAAGUUUGAGGGGGAUGUUAAGGAAUAA